AUGGCGAACGCGGAGGAACGGUACAAGCUCUCGCAGGAGCAAAUCGACUUCUUCCUAGAAAAUGGGUGGCUGAAGUUGAGCAACUGUUUCACGAGAGAGCAAGCAGAGGGUCUACAAGAAACACUCUGGACCAGGUUGGGAAUGGAUUCUAAUGAUAUGUCAACAUGGCAUACUGAGCGAACGAAUAUGCCCUUCUUCAAUGAAUUUUCCGUAGAAGAGUUCGCGCCGAAAGCCUGGGCAGGAAUCUGCAAUCUCGUUGGCGGCAGCGAUCGCGUCGAUUCCAAUGCAUCAACGUGGAAAGACGGUUUUAUCGUGAAUCUUGGAACAAACGAGGGUCACAACAAGGUUGUUCGGCCGCAAGAUCUUCCUGGUUGGCACGUGGACGGCGACUUCUUUGUGCAUUACCUCGAUUCGCCUGAGCAAGCGCUGUUGGUCAUUCCGUUGUGGACAGAUAUUGUCGCUGGCGGCGGUGGAACAUAUAUCUGCCCAGGAGCCAUUCCAACUGUGGCGAAGCACCUGUACGAGAAUCCUGAGGGAGUCAGCCCAAGGAUGACGCCACGAGCGCAAAAUCCAGAAUUUGUGCAAGAACAAGGGCUGAAGUGGUUUAACGAUCUUGCUGCUAGUAUGCCCGAUGAAGCUUUCGUCGAAGCUACUGGUGUAGUCGGUGACGUCUACCUUCUACAUCCGCUGAUGCUGCACUCCGCUUCCAACAACCAGCUUCGAAAGGUCCGCGUCAUUACCAACCCGCCAGUAUCGGUCAAAGAACCCUUUGUAUUUGACCGUGCGGAUGGGAAUUACAGCGCGGUGGAGCGCAAGACAUUGAAGGCGCUGGGCAAGGACAGAAUUGAAGGUUUCAAGAUUACUGGAAAGAGGCAACAGGUCAUUCCUGAGCGUGUAAGGAUCCAGGAAGAGAUGAAGAGGAAGGAAGAAGAGCGGUUGCUUCCAAAGCCGCCACGGCCUCCACUUGGAAUAAAAGCCCACCUCACCGCUCUCCUCUACUUCUACCCCAUACGCCGUGCAGAGGACCAUCAACUCACUCUUCCUCUACCACCCACAUCCCACCACAGCAAAAUGAAGUACACUACUGUCUGCGCUGCUUUCUUUGCGGCCGUUGCUGCUGCGUCUGACGUCAAGCAACUCAAGACGGACAACUUCAAGAGCUUCAUUGAGGAGAACGACCUCGUCCUCGCAGAGUUCUUCGCGCCAUGGUGCGGCCACUGCAAGGCGCUUGCUCCCGAGUACGAGACGGCGGCUACCACACUUAAGGAGAAGGACAUUGCCCUCGUCAAGGUCGACUGCACAGAGGAGGCAGAUCUGUGCCAGGAGUACGGCGUUGAGGGCUACCCCACCCUCAAGGUCUUCCGUGGCCUCGAGAAUGUCUCGCCCUACGGUGGACAGCGCAAGGCCGACAGCUUGAUCUCCUACAUGACCAAGCAGGCUCUCCCUGCCGUCUCCGAAGUCACCAAGGACACACUCGAGGAGUUCAAGACCGCCGACAAGGUCGUCCUCGUCGCCUACUUCGCCGCCGACGACAAGGCCUCCAACGAGACCUUUACCUCGGUCGCCAACGGUCUCCGUGACAACUUCCUCUUCGGUGCCACCAACGACGCUGCUCUGGCCAAGGCCGAGGGUGUCAAGCAGCCCGGUCUCGUCCUCUACAAGUCCUUCGACGACGGCAAGGACGUCUUCACCGAGACCUUCGAUGCGGACGCUAUCCGCGACUUCGCCAAGGUCGCCUCCACACCCCUCAUUGGUGAGGUUGGCCCUGAGACCUACGCCGGAUACAUGGCCGCUGGCAUUCCCCUCGCAUACAUCUUCGCCGAGACUCCCGAGGAGCGUGAGGAGUUUGCCAAGGAGCUGAAGCCCCUCGCUCUCAAGCACAAGGGCGAGAUCAACUUCGCUACCAUCGACGCCAAGUCCUUUGGCCAGCACGCUGGCAACCUUAACCUCAAGGUCGGCACCUGGCCCGCUUUCGCUAUCCAGCGCACCGAGAAGAACGAGAAGUUCCCCUACGACCAGGAGGCCAAGAUCACCGAGAAGGAGAUUGGCAAGUUCGUUGACGACUUCCUCGCUGGCAAGAUUGACCCUAGCAUCAAGUCUGAGCCCAUUCCCGAAUCCAACGACGGUCCCGUAACUGUCGUCGUUGCCCACAACUACAAGGAUGUCGUCAUUGACAACGACAAGGACGUUCUCGUUGAGUUCUACGCCCCCUGGUGCGGUCACUGCAAGGCUCUUGCUCCCAAGUACGAGGAGCUCGGUCAGCUCUACGCUUCCGACGAGCUCUCUAAGCUGGUGACCAUUGCCAAGGUUGACGCUACUCUCAACGACGUUCCCGAUGAGAUCCAAGGUUUCCCUACCAUCAAGCUCUUCCCCGCUGGCAAGAAGGAUGCCCCAGUCGACUACUCUGGUUCCCGCACUGUCGAGGAUCUCGUCCAGUUCAUCGAAGAGAACGGCUCACACAAGGCUAGCGCCAGCGUUGGCGAAGCUGUUGAAGGUACGACCGAAAAGCUCGCUGAACAGGCCAAGGCCGCCUCCGAGGUUGCUGCUAAGUCCGCCGCAGAUGCUACCGAGUCCGCCAAGGCCAGUGCCUCUUCCGCCACAGACUCUGCUGCCUCAGCUGUAUCAGAAGGCACCGAGACGGUCAAGUCUGGUGCUUCUGUCGCUUCCGACUCAGCCUCUUCCGCCGCUUCCGAGGCUACCAAGUCUGUCAAGUCUGCCGCGUCCGAGGUUACCAACUCUGCCUCGUCGGCUGCGUCAGAGGCUUCAGCUUCAGCCUCAAGCGUCAAGGACGAAUUGUAA
Molecule: messenger RNA, 2799 nt
Organism: Alternaria burnsii
Lineage: Eukaryota; Fungi; Ascomycota; Dothideomycetes; Pleosporales; Pleosporaceae
Product: protein disulfide-isomerase
Exons: 4
Coding region: 1-2799 (932 amino acids)
Biological process (GO): protein folding; response to endoplasmic reticulum stress
Cellular component (GO): endoplasmic reticulum
Molecular function (GO): protein disulfide isomerase activity
Source: RefSeq, a predicted model, not a curated record